GAUCCAAAAUCCUGGAUUGACAGAGAAGAAAAGAGGAAGGAAGAAUGUCAGGGCGUGGAAAGGGAGGCAAAGGACUGGGAAAGGGAGGAGCCAAGAGGCACAGGAAGGUUCUUAGAGACAACAUUCAGGGGAUCACGAAGCCGGCGAUCCGAAGGUUGGCUCGAAGAGGCGGGGUGAAGAGGAUCAGCGGUCUCAUUUACGAAGAAACGCGUGGCGUUCUCAAGAUUUUCCUGGAGAACGUGAUCCGCGAUGCGGUUACUUACACCGAGCACGCUAGGAGGAAGACGGUUACUGCGAUGGACGUGGUUUAUGCUCUGAAAAGACAGGCCGAACUCUGUACGGCUUGGAGGCUAACAUUUUUUCCUGGAUUUGGGGAUCUCAAUUUGUUUUUUAUUUGAAUCGGGUAAUAGAAGUUGAAUUUCAAUCCAUAAAACUUGUGU
This is a messenger RNA of Hibiscus syriacus, 440 nucleotides long. Its product is annotated as histone H4-like. Gene Ontology annotation, cellular component: nucleosome. The coding region runs from base 45 to 398 and encodes 117 amino acids. NCBI's taxonomy places the organism in Eukaryota, Viridiplantae, Streptophyta, Magnoliopsida, Malvales, Malvaceae. The transcript has a single exon. Gene Ontology annotation, molecular function: protein heterodimerization activity; DNA binding; structural constituent of chromatin. The record is from RefSeq and is a predicted model, not a curated record. Gene Ontology annotation, biological process: nucleosome assembly.